AUGUAUUCCUUAUGGAAAGAAGUAAGUGAACAAAUAAAAAAAAAAGCAGAGGAUUUGAAUACAACUUUUCAAGAAUUGAAUAUAAAUAAUAUAUCAAAAGAUAAUGGAAAACAAAAAGGUUGUAAAUUAAAUGAGAGAGAAUCAGAUAAAACAAUAAAGGAUAGCAUACAUGACAAAUUAAACUUAAUAAAUAAUAAAUACCUAAAUAAAGAUUUUUGUGAAUUACAAUAUUAUAAUAAUAAAUUUAUAAAUGGUUUUAAUAAUAUAAAAAAAAUAGUUGGUGAUAUAUAUAAAGAUAAGUUAAAUAAUUUAAGUAAUGAUGAUUCAGAUAAGAAGAAAUUAUAUUUAUCGAAAAUUGUACCAUGGAAAAAAGCAGAUAUUAUGAUUUCUAAAAUUUAUAGAAAGAAAUAUGAAGAAGGGUUUCCUAUUAAUUUACCAAAUAAUAAUUUAAAUAAUGAAGUAUAUGAAAAGAUAUUAAAAUUAAAUUUAGACAGAAAUAGAAUUUUGAAUACUAAUAUUUUAGAAAAUUAUAAUUUUAAUUGGAUAAAAAAAAAAGAACAGAGUGAAAAAAUAAUGCAAGAAGAUGAAAAUUUAAUAACUACUAAAAGUUUUUUAGUUCCUUCUUAUAUGUCUGAAAUAGAUUUUUGGAAAUCUUAUUUUUUUAAUAUAGAUAUAAUAUAUAAUGAAAUUGCUGAUGAAAUAUAUGAAAAUAAAAAAAAUAUUUUAAUGAGUUAUGAAUCUGAAUACACAUCAAGUAGAAUAGGAAAUAAAUUAGAGGAUCAAAAAAAUAACCAUUCAAUAAAUGAAAAUACCUUGAAUAAUUUGAAUUGCGAACAUACGAAAAAUAAAUCAGAGGAUAAAAAUGAUUUUAAAAUAGAAGAUAAAUUAAAUAGCUUAAAUGAAGUAAAUUAUACAAAUAAUAUUAAGGAAGAAAAACAUUUUAAUUUUGAAAAUGAAAUCAAUAAACAACAUCCAAAAAUUGAAAAUGAUAUAAAUAAUACUUGUAAAAUAAAUAAUGAAAUUAAUAUAAACAACUUAAACAGUUUAAAUAUAUCAGAUUAUUCACAAAGUAAUUCUCAUUCUAAUAAAAAAAAUUAUAAUAUUGAUAUUAUAACAAAAAAUAAUUUAGAAACGAAUCUAAUGGAAGCAAAAGAAGAUAACAUCAUUUCAGAGAAAUUUAUAUCUACAUCAGUCAAUGAAGAAGAAUAUGUAAAAAAUGCAAAAAUAAAUGGUUUAAAUAUAUAUAUGGAUAAUGAUAUUUAUUUUAAUUUAAGUGAAAAAUCUAAUAAGUUUUCAAAAUUUUUGAAUAAUUCUGAUUACAAUGAUAAAAAAGAAGAUAUUUUAUUUUCUUCUAAUAAAAUAAAAAGUAAUACGUUAAAUGAAAAUUAUAUAAUUUCUGAAAAAAAAUUAAAAGGAAAUACUGAACAAAAUGAUAGUACUUAUAAAAAAGGAAAAGACGAUAAUAACAUUAGUUUAAAUGAGAUGAAAGAUAAAUUAUAUUCACCUUUAGAUAUAUCUGAAUAUAAUUUAAAAUUGUUAGAAGAAAUUAACCAAUCGAACAAAAAAGAAUAUGAAAAUGAUUAUCAAAAUAAUUCGUAUGAAUCUUUUUCUUCUAAUAAUAACAUAAACGAAGAAAAAGGAAAUAUAUAUUCUAAUUUUGAAUGUAAUGAUAAAAAUUCGAACAACCCAAGUGAAAAUAUUACGAAUGAAGAAAAUAACAAUACUUCAAAUUUUGUUAGUUGUAAAAAUGAAAGUAUUCUAAUUGAAAGUGAUCCAAAUAAAAAAACUAAAAAUAAUUAUAAAAAUAGUACAAAAAAUGAAAUAGAAAAUGUACUUACUUCUGAUAAUAAUAAUUCUGUAAAUAUAGGAACGAAAAAAUAUGGAUUUAAUGAAAAGAAAGAAACACAAAAAGAAUAUGAAAAUUGUUAUAUAGAUUCAUAUAAGAACAUGUUGGAUGAUACAUGUAAAGAAAAUAAUAUAUUUCCCAGCAAUAUGGAUUGUAAUAAAAUAUAUAAGGACUUUAAAAAUAGUGAAAACAGUUUGAAAUCUGAUUGUAUUAUUAUAAAAAAUGAUAAAUCUAAUUUUGAAUUAAAAGAAAAUGAGGUUACACAAUCAUAUAAUUUUCUCAAUGAAAUUAACAGUAUAAAUACAAUGAAUAAUAUGAAUGUUAAUAGUGAAAAAGUAAGUAGUGAAAAUAUGAGCAAAGAAAAUUCUUAUUUUGAUAUUUUAAAUAAUUCCACUCACUUCAAAAAUAUUGAAGAAACAAAAGAAAAUAUAAAUUUUAAUGUAGACAAUUUAAUAGAUUUAUCGUCAAAUAAAAUAAAAAAUGACUCUGAUAACUUUUUGAAAUCAAGUGAUAUAAAUAUUGAUGAAAUAAAUUUUGGAGAUGAUUUAGAAUUUGAUUUUUAUUCAAACAAAUUUAAUGCAGAAGAAUUGGAGCAAUUUGAAAAGGAUCUUUUAAAUGCGUGA
This is a messenger RNA of Plasmodium gallinaceum, 2469 nucleotides long. Its product is annotated as BSD-domain protein, putative. The record is from RefSeq and is a predicted model, not a curated record. Lineage: Eukaryota; Apicomplexa; Aconoidasida; Haemosporida; Plasmodiidae. Bases 1 to 2469 code for a protein of 822 amino acids. The transcript has a single exon.